Molecule: messenger RNA, 1901 nt
Organism: Plasmodium gaboni
Lineage: Eukaryota; Apicomplexa; Aconoidasida; Haemosporida; Plasmodiidae
Exons: 3
Source: RefSeq, a predicted model, not a curated record
AUGGAUGAAAAUAAAUACUUCAAAGAAAUAUUUAUAUAUGUAGAUAUAGAAAAAGAAAUAGGAGAAAAGAAAAAACUAUAUGUUGAAUAUAUAAAAAGAUGCUUUAAUUAUUUACUUAGACAAGAAGAUAAUUUCAUUUUAUUAACAUUAAAAAAGAAUGUUUCCUUGUUAUCUUAUUUUUUUUCCUAUUUAUUAAAAUCAGAUCGAAAUUAUGACCAUCCUUUUGAAUUAUUAAAUGAUGAUAAAAAAUAUAAUAGAGAAUUAAAUUUGUGUAUUUUAAAUUUUUAUUUAAAAUUAAUAGAUAUAUAUUUAAAUAAAAAUAAAUGUGAUGUAUUGUUUUUAAAAAAUGUUUUUAUAAAAAUACAUAUCAUAAUGGAUAUUAUUAUGAUAUCUUAUAGUAUAGAUAAAAAAAGUAAUAAAAAAAUUAAAGCAUGUAUAUAUAAUAUUUAUAAUAAAACACAAUUUAAUUGUUUCCAUAUUUAUAAAUAUAUUAAGCAUCUCUAUGAAGAAUUAAAAAAUAUAAAAAAAAAAUUAGAACAUUAUAUAACAUAUAAAAAUAAAAUAACACAUUAUAUCUUUCAAUUAAAUGAAUUACUAUUUAAUAUAUUUUGUUUUUGUAAAUUCUUUAAAAAAUAUAAGUACUUUGAUAUUAAUCAAAAUAAAUUAUCAAACGAAUUAAUUAUUAUAAAAUUAAUGAUAUACAAUGAUAAUAAUAAAAAUAAUAUUCAUGAAUGCACAAAUAUUGGUAGAUCUCAUGACAUGUUGUUAAAAGCAGACACAUCUUUUAUUUAUAUUUUUUUACAAACAUAUAUCGAAAUGAUUAAUCAUGUGUAUGACAGCCAACUGAACGAUGGUCAUAUGAAAGAUAUCCUAUAUCUAAGGUAUCAAUAUAUGAAUAUUUUAAACAUGUUCAUAAAAUAUAAUUUAAAAUAUGGUGAUAUUAAAAACAGUUUAUUUUACUUUUCUCUUAUUAUUGAUAUGUUAAAAGACAAAAGUAAUAAAACAAAUUUACAAUUCAUAAAAAAUGACAUACAUUUAUGUAAUUGGUUGUUUCUAGACAAAUAUAUAUUAGAAGGAAAUGUAAUCGAUUUAGAUUUUUUCUCUUAUAUAAAUAGUUUUAUGAACUUAAAAAACAUAAAACAGGUUGACCAAAUUAUUCAUAAGAAAUAUAAAAAUGAAAUCGAUCAAAUUAAAGAAAUAACAAAUGUGAACAAUAAUAAUUUUAUUUUAAAAAUUUUUAAAAAAAAUAAUUUUAACGUAUCUCAAUCAAUAGAAUAUAUUUUUAUCAACCACCCAAAUCAAGACAACAAACAAAAUAGUGACAACAGUGAUGGUAGUGAUAAUAAUAAUAAUAAUGAUGAUAAUAUAUUUUAUCACGAUAAAAUGAAUACAAUUAUAUUAGGAGAUGAAAAAGACAAUCACAUAGAUAAAGAAAUAGAUGACGAUAUAUCAGAUAUGAAAAAUAAAAAAUUAAAUAACGUGCUGGAAUUAUUAAAAAAACGUAAUAUAAUAAAAAGUACACAAAAAAAGAAAACACAUAAAUAUAAAUAUAUAAAUAAUAAAUUAGAUGAAGAAAAUAAAAAUAAAAUACUUAACAUAAGUGAAUCAUCAAAUAAUGAUCAAGAAUCAUCAGAUAUGUCUUUAGAUCAUUUUCAAAAUGAAAUAAUCAUUUCAAAUAAGUAUAGAAAAAAUGAUAUACAAAAAGAACAAGAGGAACAACCUAUUAACAUAAAAAAGGAAGACAACAAUCAAUUAUAUGAAAAACAACCCUUAUCCUUUAAAAGUAACAGAAAUAAUUUAAACAUAAAAAAUAUAAACGAUGAGCACAAUAAACAAUCAGAUAACAUGAAACGAUAUUAUUUAAAAAAAACGGUUAAUAAAGGGCGAUCUCAUCGAAAUAA